Hyla sarda is the source of this 678-nucleotide messenger RNA. It is a transcript of the gene LTO1, whose product is annotated as LTO1 maturation factor of ABCE1. The record is from RefSeq and is a predicted model, not a curated record. NCBI's taxonomy places the organism in Eukaryota, Metazoa, Chordata, Amphibia, Anura, Hylidae. The transcript is spliced from 5 exons. The coding region runs from base 102 to 515 and encodes 137 amino acids.
ACGGACACCGGAAGUGUAGGUACACCUACUUCCUGUACCGUGCCUUGAUUUGUGUCCCCCUCACUACAGGCUCCGGUAAUAUUCGUUCCUCUUCUUCCAGCAUGGAGUCCGCAGACGAUCUGUUCGAAGGGAUUGUGAUGAGCGAGGAGAGGUACCGUGGCGAAGGAUAUGAAGAGGGCUUUGCUGAAGGAAAUCAUGUCGGUGAGGCAGAAGGCAAACAGUAUGGAGCCGCAUAUGGGGCAAGUGCUGGAUCUGAGCUGGGUUGUUACCUGGGAUUUGCGUCUACAUGGAGACUCCUCCUCUCUCCCUCCGCAGGCGAAAAACUGAGCAAAAAAAUUAAGACCCUCGACUCCCUGAUAACAAUGAUUCAGAGCUUUCCCACCGAUGACCCAUCUCAUGAUAAACUCCAGGACGAGCUCGCUGCCAUCCGGGGCAAAGUGAAGCAGGUCUGUUCUAUGCUGAACGUACAGCCUGACUUCCGAGUAAACUAUGAGAACUCUGGACUCUCAUUCUAAACCUUGGCGGUGAAGAUGGUGAUGCUUCGCGAUGCGCCCGGACAGGUGCCGAUUGGCCGGCCCGGGAUCUGGAGCUGUGCUGUGACUGAGAUUGUGUUUGGAGUAGGAAAGACAAAAGAUAUAGGUUAGAGUCCAGUGGUCUCCAAACUGUGGCCCUCCAGAU